Gambusia affinis (western mosquitofish) is the source of this 4203-nucleotide messenger RNA. RefSeq names its product E3 ubiquitin-protein ligase TRIM35-like. The record is from RefSeq and is a predicted model, not a curated record. The transcript has a single exon. Gene Ontology annotation, molecular function: protein binding; zinc ion binding. Lineage: Eukaryota; Metazoa; Chordata; Actinopteri; Cyprinodontiformes; Poeciliidae. Bases 1357 to 2742 code for a protein of 461 amino acids.
CACAGAGACACCAAGAGUCUGAUGAUUAACCAAUCUUUCAUUUCUAAUUUUUUUGAUUUCCAGAGACUCUUUGCUCUGGUGCUCACUUCAGGUUACACAAUGGAUUUUGUGAAUUAUUCAAAAUUAAUUAUGUUUCUCAUAAUAAUUUCUCACAAUUAGUGCAUUUUUUACAAUAUUCAAAUCUUUAUACUACCUUUCUGUGUCUAUAGAAACCAUCUGCAGCUGCACUGGACAUAACACAUGAAUCUACCUUUCAUUUUGCUACGUUCUUUCGAUACCACCCACUUAUUUCUCCAUAGGGUGUCACUAUAGUCCUCAUCUUUUGCCCUCCGCCUCAUUACUCUCAUCCAUCUUUGCCCUUUACUUCCUGGCCUCAUUCUUCACCUCUACCCUUCCUCCUCCCUGCUCCAGGUACCAUCUUAGGACUUCUAACGCCUCAUUUCCACUGAGCAGCAUGGGUUGGUACAGUUUUGUACACUUAUUUGACUGUUCCCAAUGUAAAAGUGGCCCAUACAGCCGACUAGUACCACACCAUUCCUGGGCCUCCUUUAGUUUAGGUCAAAAGAGAAAUGGUAUCGUAUGGUUAAGGUGGAGCUACUAGUGUCACACAAUUCAUUGAUUGGAGGACAGAAAAAUGUCUCUACUACAAAACAUGAGAUAAAAACAGCUUCUUUGUUGGUGAAAUGAGUUUUAUGUUUCGUUUGCAUGGAAGUCAUGAAUCAUUGUGGCUGACUUCCAUAAUACACAGGUAGCAACACAAGGAUAACCUGGAAUUAAAGGUGUGGUUUUAUUUUUUAGACAAAUAGACAUGAGGGAUAGAGCCCUAGAGCAUGAGGGCUAGAUCAGUGCUAGUGAAAGCCCUGAUUUAUAGACACCUGUUCAGAGUCCCAGAAAAAGAAAAAUACCAGGUGCAAGUCAACCAGGGUAGCAAAAAUUGUAACAAUUCACACCAGUAAGAGGUGAGCAGAGUAUCUAAAAAAUGUACUUAAACAUAUUUUUUACUUAAGUAAGACUCAAAAGAGCCAGUUUAGAUUUUGGGGUGGCUUUUGCAGUGCAACCACAAGAUAAGCAGGAGGUGGCAGCAGUUGGCCGUACCUCCAUUAAUACGGGGAAGCGACAUGUCCCUGACGAAUAUGGCGGCCGAGCUCACGUUUGGCUGUGGCGGGCUUCGACGGGACGUCACCGGAAGCAGCAUUUGUUUACCUCUGGAGACCUCAACGCCGGAAUCUAAACUUUGUCGUCCAACUGACUUUGUGAACUGAACGUAAGUUUAUUUAAGACUGGGAAAUAACUUUAUUUAGAGCGAAUCGCGGAUCUAACUUCCUUUUUGUAACUUUGCGUCGGCGUUAAGACAACAUGGCUUCAAAUUUAGAAGAGGAACUGUCCUGCCCCGUUUGUCGGGACAUCUUCAGAGACCCCGUCCUCCUGUCCUGCAGCCACAGCUUCUGCAGGGCCUGUCUGAGCAGGUGGUGGACGCAGAAACAGAUCCGAAAGUGUCCGGUUUGCAACUGCGACUCCGACCGCAAGGAGCCCACGUGCAACCUGGUGCUGAAGAACACGUGCGAGGCUUUCCUCCUGGAGCGUGAAGAUGUCUGCCAGCUGCACUCAGAGAAACUGAAGCUGUUCUGCUUGGACGACAAGCAACCGGUGUGUCUCAUCUGCAGGGACUCCAAGCAGCACAGCGGCCACGUCUUCCGGCCAGCAGCCGAGGUGGCGCAGGACCGCAGGGAGGCGUUGCGAAAGUCCAUCAUGCCACUCCAGGAGAAACUCAAGCUUUUCACAAAAGUAAAGGAAGACUUGGACCUGACUGCCCAACACAUUCACUCCCAGGCCCGGCUCACGGAGGCCAGGAUACGGAAGGAGUUCAGGAUGCUGCAGCGGGUUUUGCGUGACGAAGAGGAGGUCAGGGUGGCUGCGGUGAAGGAGGAAGAGGAGCAGAAGAGUCUGAGGGUGAACGAGAAGAUUAAGGUUCUAAACGGAGUAAUGACUGCUCUUUACGACACCAUAAAAUCUGCAGAGAGGAAGCUGAGAUGUAAAGAUGCUGCGCUCCUGCAGAGCUCCAGCGCUGCAGGAACGGAGCAGCAGCGCCCCCUGCCGGAGCUGUCCCAGCCGGCUGCGGGCGCACUAAUGGAUGUGGCCAAACACCUGGGCAACCUGCGCUGUAACACCUGGAAGAAGGUCAAACACGUGGUGUCCCGUACGCCAGUGGUUUUGGACCCAAACACUGCCGGACCGGGACUUAUCAUCUGCGAGGAUCUCGCUGCGGUGAGGCGGGGAAGCAGACAGAAACUUCCCGGGAAUCCCGAGAGGUUUGAGUCGGAGGGGAUCGUUUCGGCCUCCAGGGGCUUCACUGCGGGCGUCCAUUUCUGGACCGUGGAGGUGGCAGACUGCAGCAGCUGGUUCGUUGGCGUUGCAGAAGAAUCGUUCAAAAGGAAGAAACCGAUUCAGUUCAGGUCGGGAUUGUGGGCUGUUUGUUUUUCCAAAGAAAAAUAUUCCUAUUUCUCCCCAGGAGCACCCGCUAGCUUCCACGUUAUAGGAAAACUGCAGGCAAUCCGGGUCCAUCUGGACCUGGAGAGGGGAAAACUGUCUUUUACCGACCCCAAAACCCUCAAGCACAUCUGCACCUUCUCACACAGCUGGUCUGAGAAAAUGUUUCCGAUCUUUUACGUGGGAGGCGUCAAACCGAUGAAGAUAUUACCGUCAGAGGGCGGCGGGCCGGACGACGAGGACAGCAAGGAGUAGGACGCAAUUACGGAUGAGAAAACAGAAACGUUCCUCAGGGUAAAUGAAGCGGCUCAUCCUAACGAACUAAAGCACGUCAGGAGAUCUCUGUCUAUUGCUGCGUUUCCAUUAAACAUAAAAUUGCAAUUAUGAGAAUAAAUUUGCUUAAUGGAAACACGAAAAUUGUAUUUAGCAAAAAUGCAAUAAAAGCAUCCCCCCCCCCCCACAUUACAGUAUCAACAGCCGGAUAUCACUACUGGUGAAAACAGGGAAGAAGAAAGUAGUAGGAUGGUGAAUAUUUUAUUUUAUUUUAUUUUAGAACAAUGUGCAGCUGGUUCAAUCAUAGUUCUCACAGCAUCAGGGUUCAUAAACAGUUGUGCAUCAUUCCAAAGGAUUAAAUCCAUAGCUUUUCUGUAAAAUGGCCGACUACAAUUUCCCAAAACUUUGCUUACGUUGCCGGCUCCAAAAUAGGCGGGGCUUGUUGUUCAAAUCUGAGUAGGACACUGACGUCUCCUCUGAUGGCUAAUAGAUGAUGAGCGCUUGCGCCGUUGCUGAAUUAUGAAUACAUGUCAUCCAACCGUCUACAUCCUCGCUGCCAUGAUUUUUAAUCAAAAAAACAAACAAACCAUCAGCCUCCAACCGCUGCCUGUCAUCAUCUUGCCAGUGGUAACGUCCUGUUGUUGGUCACGUGACUCCUGUGAUUUUUUUUAACAAGUCUUUCCAUUGCACUCUGACCAGAUAAAAACAUUUUGAUGUGGCUGAAAAACCACCUCAUUCUAGUGCAAAAAUCUGUCAUGGAAAAACCUGAGGUUUUUCAAAAUUGGUGUUUCCCAUUAUGCAAAUUUAUUUUUGUAACUUCAGUUUUAUGGUUAAAGGAAACAUAGCUGGUGUUAAAUUAAAAAUGGUGAAUUAUGCUGAAACAGAACUGUUGGGUCUAAUUUUUCAGAUGUUGUGUUUAAGGGUCAUUAAUGCGUCACCGCCAGUUUACAGUGUUUAAAACAAACAGACAAGACUUCUUCUGUGGGUCUAAAUUAGGAAUAAAUAAUCCUACAAAUAAAUGAAUCAACACAUUUGUAUGGAAAAGGAUUCAGGAUAAAAUAACUCUGAAGUCUCACAGUUCAGAGUUUAGACUCAGAAUUAUGACGGUUUUAUUUUUUAAACAAAAUUCAGAUUUUAAUCUCAGAAUGCUGACUUUCCUGGAAAUUCAGAUUCUUUUUUUCCCUUGCAAAAAUUAUGGAAAAUAAUAGAAUUUGUUUUAUCAAACAGUUGUUCUGUUAAUUCUGGUUGCAAUAAUCAGUAACAGCUGUUCAUUGCAACCAGAAUUACAGAAUUAUUAUAAAUGGUCCUUUUCUGUGUUUUUUCCAGAACAAGAAUUGUAUUGUUGUUACAUUGAUUGAAUAAUAAUAACUGGCUGAAAAUGUUUGCCUAAGAAGAGGAUUAACAGUUUGAAGCAGCCUUGCUGUGUUGUUUGCAUUUUGUUGU